UAAAUAAGUAAAGAAUUAUAAAAAAUAAAAAUUUAAAAAUAAAUAAAAGUAACUGACAAAAGAUUAAUUAAAAAUUAUUAAAUUAUAUUGAUUAAUGUCUAUUAAAAAUCAAUCGCACUACAAGUAAUGAUUAUUAACUAAGUUUAAAACAAAGCAAAUUCAAUAAAGUCAUGAAAAUGGAAACAAUUUUAACAAAAAGCAUUGUAUAUCGCAGCUCUAUGAACUUGUUUUCAUAUUUUUCUCCAAUAACCCUUCUCUUACUGGGAUUAAUAACUUACUUUGUGAUACUUUACAAUAAAAAAAGAGCGCGGUUAGUAAAAUUUGUCGAUAAACUUCCUGGGCCAGCAGCAUUGCCUUUGAUAGGAAAUACUAUCGAAGUAAAUGUGGAUCAUGACGAUAUACUGAAUAGAUUUAUUGUAUUGACUAAGUGUUGGGGGCGACGUGGACUUACAAGAGCAUGGAACGGUCUUCGGCCAAUGGUUUUUAUUGAUAAAGCAUCAGCAGCAGAACCCAUUCUUAGCAGUAAUAAACACAUUGAUAAAAGUCCGGAAUACGAUUACCUGCAUUCAUGGCUUGGUACUGGUUUAUUAACCUCUUCUGGAAAAAAGUGGCAUUCAAGAAGAAAGAUCUUAACUCCCUCUUUUCAUUUUAAAAUAUUGGAUGAUUUUAUUGAAAUAUUUCAUGAACAAGCUUCUGUGAUGGUCAAAAAAUUACAAAAAGAAGUUGACAACCCAGGCUUUAAUUUGUUUCCAUACGUAACAUUAUGUACCUUAGACAUAAUAUGUGAAACUGCGAUGGGAAUAAGAGUAAAUGCUCAAGAAUGUUCUGACUCCGACUAUGUUAAAGCCGUGUAUCAAAUUGGAUCAAUUGUAUUGAAUCGCCAAUCUAAAAUAUGGUUGCAGCCAGAAUAUCUGUUUAAAUUAACAACCGAAUACAACCGUCAUAAGCGCUGCAUUGAAAUUUUACAUGGUGUAUCAAAUAAAGUCAUUAAGGAACGAAAAGAAGAGAUUUUGAGAAAAAAGAACAACAACAAUAAUAAUAACAUAAACGAAAAUAACAAUAAUAUACUUACAAUAAAUAAACAAUGCACUAUGGAAGAAGAAAUUGGUGAAAAAAAACGGUUAGCUUUCUUAGAUUUGCUGAUUGAAGCUUCAAAAGAUGGAACAGUGCUCUCCAAUGAAGAUAUUCGAGAGGAAGUUGAUACUUUCAUGUUUGAAGGUCAUGAUACAACAUCGGCAGCUAUAUCUUGGACCGUUUUUCUAGUAGGAUCAAAUAAGAACAUUCAAGAUAGGGUAUACGAAGAACUGUAUACAAUUUUUGGUGACGAUACUGAUCGGCCCGCAACAAUGAAAGAACUAAAUGAUAUGAAAUAUUUAGAAUGUUGUAUCAAAGAAGCACUUCGACUGUUUCCCAGUGUUCCAAUGAUGGCACGUCACCUUAAUGAAGAUGUUCAAAUUGGUGAAUACAUGAUUCCACGGGGCUCAACAGCAUUAAUUUGCACGUAUAUGCUACAUCGUGAUCCUCAAGUAUAUAAAAAUCCCGAAGCAUUUGAUCCUGAAAGAUUCACUCCAGAAAAUACUAAAGGGAGACACCCUUAUUCAUAUAUACCUUUUUCAGCAGGGCCACGAAAUUGCAUUGGUCAGAAAUUUGCAAUUUUAGAGGAAAAAAUAAUACUAUCAUCAAUUUUUCGCAAAUAUAUUGUGGAAACUUGUGACCGACGAGAAGAUUUGACCAUAUUAUGCGAACAGAUUCUUCGACCAAAGCACGGACUUCGUGUGAAAAUCACAUCAAGAAAUUAAGCAAUUUCAACAGUUUUUCACAAAACAAUAGAAGAACUUACAUAUUUUUAUGGAUGAAUUGAAUGAUUGGCAUAUGAAAUAAUUUUAAGCUACUACCUAAUUUUAAAAUAAAGAUUUAUUCAUCAAUUUAAUAUUUCAAAUCAUA
Molecule: messenger RNA, 1944 nt
Organism: Culicoides brevitarsis
Lineage: Eukaryota; Metazoa; Arthropoda; Insecta; Diptera; Ceratopogonidae
Gene: Cyp4c3
Product: cytochrome P450 4c3
Exons: 6
Coding region: 171-1799 (542 amino acids)
Molecular function (GO): iron ion binding; monooxygenase activity; heme binding
Source: RefSeq, a predicted model, not a curated record